This is a messenger RNA of Heterocephalus glaber (naked mole-rat), 4449 nucleotides long. It is a transcript of the gene Rab3gap1, whose product is annotated as RAB3 GTPase activating protein catalytic subunit 1. Gene Ontology annotation, biological process: positive regulation of GTPase activity. The record is from RefSeq and is a predicted model, not a curated record. Gene Ontology annotation, molecular function: GTPase activator activity. Lineage: Eukaryota; Metazoa; Chordata; Mammalia; Rodentia; Bathyergidae.
GCUCUUCUUCCCGGCAACCCCAGCGGCCGGCCGGCGCUCCUCAACAUGGCGGCCGACAGUGAGCCCGAGUCCGAGGUAUUUGAGAUGACAGACUUCACCACUGCUUCGGAAUGGGAAAGGUUUAUUUCUAGAGUUGAAGAAGUCUUAAAUGACUGGAAACUGAUUGGAAACUCUUUGGGAAAGCCACUUGAAAAGGGUAUAUUUACUUCUGGCACGUGGGAAGAGAAAUCAGAUGAAAUUUUCUUUGCUGACUUCAAGUUUUCUAUCACUCAUCAUUAUCUUGUACUAGAGUCCACUGAUACAGAAGGAGAAGAUGAAGUAUUAGAAGAUGCUAUUCCACAAUCUAUGAAAGAUUUGCUGUGUAUGAAUAAUGACUUUCCUCCGAGAGCACAUUGCCUGGUAAGAUGGUAUGGCCUACGUGAGUUUGUGGUGAUUGCUCCUGCUGCACACAGUGAUGCAGUUCUCAGUGAAUCUAAGUGCAAUCUUCUUCUGAGUUCUGUUUCGAUUGCUUUGGGAAACACUGGUUGUCAGGUACCACUGUUUGUCCAAAUACUUCACAAAUGGCGAAGAAUGUAUGUAGGAGAAUGUCAAGGUCCUGGUGUCCGAACUGAUUUUGAGAUGGUUCAUCUUCGAAAAGUGCCAAAUCAGUACACUCACUUAUCAGGUCUACUGGAUAUCUUCAAAUCAAAGAUUGGGUGUCCUUUAACUCCAUUGCCUCCAGUUAGUAUUGCUAUUCGAUUUACCUAUGUGCUUCAGGAUUGGCAGCAGUACUUUUGGCCUCAGCAACCUCCAGAUAUAGAUGCUCUGGUAGGAGGAGAAGUUGGAGGACUGGAGUUUGGCAAGUUACCAUUUGGUGCCUGUGAAGAUCCUAUUAGUGAACUCCAUCUAGCAACUACAUGGCCUCAUCUGACUGAAGGGAUCAUUGUGGAUAAUGAUGUGUAUUCUGAUUUGGAUCCUAUUCAAGCUCCUCAUUGGUCUGUUAGAGUUAGAAAAGCCGAUAAUCCUCAGUGUUUGCUAGGUGAUUUUGUCACUGAAUUUUUUAAAAUUUGCCGUCGAAAGGAGUCAACUGAUGAAAUUCUUGGACGAUCCACCUUUGAGGAAGAAGGAAGAGAAAUGGCUGAUAUAACUCACGCUUUGUCAAAGUUGACAGAGCCAACACCAGUUCCAAUUCAUAAAUUAUCAGUUUCAAAUAUGGUACACACUGCAAAGAAGAAAAUACGAAAACACAGAGGUGCAGAAGAGUCACCCCUGAAUAAUGAUGUCCUCAAUACUAUUCUCUUGUUUUUAUUCCCAGAUGCUGCUUCUGAGAAACCAUUAGAAGGAACUACUUCAGCAGACAAUAGUAAUCUUCCAUCAGACAGUGAAGAUUAUAAUCUCUACAAUCAGUUCAAAUCUGCACCAUCUGACAGUUUAACAUACAAAUUAGCUUUGUGUCUUUGUAUGAUCAAUUUCUACCAUGGAGGACUAAAAGGAGUGGCACAUCUCUGGCAGGAAUUUGUUCUUGAAAUGCGCUUCAGAUGGGAAAACAACUUUCUCAUUCCAGGAUUAGCCAGUGGAGCCCCAGAUUUAAGAUGUUGUUUACUGCAUCAGAAGCUGCAGAUGUUAAAUUGUUGUAUUGAAAGAAAGAAGGCACGUGAUGAGGGGAAAAAGAUAAGUACUUCAGACACUAUAACUAGUACACGUCCAGGGGAUGCUGGAAAAAUUGGAGACCAGCUGGGGCCAGACCAUCUCAAAGAUGCAGAGAAGGGAGAGUUGGGAAAAUCUUGGGAUUCAUGGAGUGAUAGUGAAGAAGAAUUUUUUGAAUGCCUAAGUGAUACAGAAGAACUUAAGGGAAAUGGACAGGAAAGUAGCAAGAAAGGAGGACCUAAAGACAUGGCAAAUUUAAAACCAGAAGGACGUCUCUAUCAGCAUGGGAAACUUACACUGCUACAUAAUGGAGAACCUCUCUACAUUCCAGUAACCCAGGAACCAGCACCUAUGACAGAAGAUCUGUUAGAAGAGCAGUCUGAGGUCUUAGCUAAAUUAGGUACAUCAGCAGAAGGGGCUCACCUCCGAGCACGCAUGCAGAGUGCCUGUCUGCUCUCUGAUAUGGAGUCUUUUAAGGCAGCCAACCCAGGUUGUCUUCUGGAAGAUUUUGUGAGAUGGUAUUCACCCAGGGACUAUAUUGAAGAGGAGGUGACUGAUGAUAAGGGGAAUGUAGUUCUGAAAGGUGAACUGAGUGCCCGAAUGAAGAUUCCAAGCAACAUGUGGGUUGAAGCCUGGGAAACAGCUAAGCCAAUUCCUGCUAGAAGGCAAAGGAGGCUCUUUGAUGAUACACGUGAAGCAGAAAAGGUGCUGCACUAUCUGGCAAUCCAGAAACCUGCAGACCUUGCUCGGCACCUUUUACCUUGUGUGAUUCAUGCAGCUGUACUCAAGGUAAAGGAAGAAGAAAGUCUGGAAAACAUUUCUUCCGUUAAAAAGAUUAUAAGGCAGAUCAUAUCCCAUUCCAGUAAAGUUUUGCACUUCCCCAAUCCAGAAGACAAGAAAUUGGAAGAAAUUAUACAUCAGAUUAUUAGUGUGGAAGCCAUAAUUGCAAGAGCUCGGUCCCUGAAGGCCAAGUUUGGAACUGAGAAAUGUGAGCAGGAAGAGGAAAGGGAAGAUCUUGAAAGGUUUGUGAGUUGCCUGUUGGAGCAGCCUGAAGUGUUAGUCACUGGGGCAGGAAGAGGACAUGCUGGCAAAAUCAUUCACAAGUUGUUUGUGAAUGCUCAGAGGCUGACUGAAUCUUCUGAUGAGGCUGCAGCCAUGGCUCCCCCAGAGGAGGAACUGAAGAGAACAGGCUGCCCAGAGGAGAGAAGGCAGAACUCAUUGUCCGACUUCCCGUUGCCUGCCGGCCGGGAGCUCAUCUUACGUACCACUGUGUCGCGCCCUGCACCCUACUCCAAAGCCCUGCCGCAGCGGAUGUACAGCGUCCUCACCAAAGAGGACUUCAGACUUGCGGGUGCAUUUUCAUCAGAUACAUCCUUCUUCUGAGUCUCCUGGCAUUAUCUUGGCAGUGGCUUCAGAGGCAGCACUGCCUCCUUUUGCCAGGGAGACCCUGUGAGGGGCAGGAAGGGGCUUGUCACAGAACAGUCAGGAGUCACACCAGCACCAUGGUCAGGCUUUAAGGUACCUUGUUGUGGGCAGGGAAACUGGGCUGGCAUUAGUGAAAGAUUCCUGCCGAGAGAUGGCCUUUGUAUAGGGAGCUAAAUUCAUCAGGAGCCCUCUCUUCACUGCAGUUCGACAGCGUUCAUCUUACUCCUCUCUGCAACUCGAUGGGGCUUUGUCCUUGCAUUCACAGUCUGUGUACACACUUAGUCGCAGUAUUAGUAUCAAGUAUGCAAAAUAGAGUACUUGUCUACUCAAAUUUCUAGGUAUUUUAGUGGUAACUUCAAGAACCAGAGUCUGUUUUUAAAUUACUACAUGACUUUGUUUAUUCAGUCACCUGGUGGUCAUCUUUAUUAAACUAAUUAACUUUUGAUGGACAUUUGGAAUAGUCUAGGAGAAAGCCUAGAAUUUUAUAUAGUGUCUUUCCAUGUAACUGCAGCCUGAAUGUCUUCUGAUAAAAUUAAUGAAAUGACACAUCAAAUUAGUUAUAUAUCUAGCUUGUAAGAUUUGUUAUCUCAUCUGUUCUCCUUUGGUUGCCAUGUAAGUUACCAAACUGCGAAGUGUUAAUGCAUCUCUGCUGUACAACAUGCUCUCCCUCUUGGUGGUUGCUACUGGGUACUUACUGUAUUUAAUGAAGUAGAAAUGAGCACAUGCUAAAAAUAUAGCCUAGCUACAUAGAGACUAUCAUGCAGUUAGUAUAAUUAGGCAUACAUGCUAAUGUAACGAAGAUUACUUUAUUGCACUAUCUUGAUUUUUUUAGUUAAAAUGAAAAUAAUCUGUGGGGAUGUAAAGCACCCAGUAUAAGAAUAACAGCACCAUAUUUCUAGAUAUGUGAGGACUGAGGUGUUUCAAGUCUCUAUUGCUCUACAGCCUCUGUUUGGUAAUCUUAAAUUAUUUUUAGGUCUAAAAUUCCCACCUUUAAAGUGAAAAAUCAUUAUAAUGAAGUGUAAAUUCUUCCUGUGUAAUUUUAAAGAAGUGAUAGAGCUCUGCAAAACCCUCUUAGUUUUGUAAAACAAAAAGCUAUACAUAUAUAUAUACGUACAUACAUACAGGGUGUGUGUGUGCACACUUUUGUCUAUACGUGGAUAGGAAGGAGGGUGCUGGCCUCUCAGCCUUUAUAGUACUUUGCUCUGAGACGCCGGACACCAUUGCUCCUGCAAAUCCACACAGAUGCAGCCCUAAGGACUGAGUGCUGGACCAAGCAGGUGUUUGUCUUGAGGACAGAGUUUGUCUGCUUUCAAAGUGUUAAUAACAGAAACUGUAAUGGAGAGGUGGGAUUUUAAAAGGUAUCGUGAAUCUAAUAAAAAGGAAAGUGAUGUUUCUGUG